Molecule: messenger RNA, 2228 nt
Organism: Dichomitus squalens LYAD-421 SS1
Lineage: Eukaryota; Fungi; Basidiomycota; Agaricomycetes; Polyporales; Polyporaceae
Exons: 10
Coding region: 1-2082 (693 amino acids)
Biological process (GO): carbohydrate metabolic process
Source: RefSeq, a predicted model, not a curated record
AUGUACGCGCAAGCCCUCUUCCUCACCGGGGCAUCCCUGUUGCUCUCUCCCGUCCUGGCGUGGGACUCAACGCCAUUCAGUCCACCCUCUGUCCCACUUGCGGUUCGCACACCUUACCUCUCAGUCUGGCUUCCUCAAGGCGCCGGCACUGCUUUGAAUGAUGCGUGGGCUACCUUCUGGAAUGGGGAUGUCGCCGCAUGGACAGGAUAUGUCAAGGUCGAUGGCAUACCCUAUGUUUGGCUUGGUGCCCCGAACGUCCCGGGUGCACAGAAGGCUACCCAAAAGAGCCUCGAGUGGACCUCCACGCAGAGCAUCUUCACGUUACAAGCUGGUACUGUAGACUUGACGGCGACUUUCCUCAGCCCGAUCGAGCCUUCUGACCUCGUCAAUCAAUCACUUCCACUCUCGUAUUUGGCGGUCUCCGUUGCGUCCAAUGACGGCAAGCCCCAUAGCGUCCAGGUAUACACUGACAUCACUGGGGAGUGGAUCACCGGCGUCGACACCUGGACGGCAAACUGGACCACCACCACCACUGGCGGCGUCCUCACCCACCAAGUUCAGCUCGCGAACCAGGCCCGUUACGAGGAAGUCAACGACCACGUUCAAUAUGGCGCUGCCUAUCACGCGACUAUCAACACGUCGGGUGUGACUUGGCAAACUGGUCAAGACUCAGUCGUCCGUGGGCAGUUCAUCCAAAACACCAAUCUUGCCAACACGGCGGACACAAACUAUCGUGCUGUCUCCUACUCCUGGCCUGUCUUCGCUUUUGUCCACAACCUCGGCGAAGUCACUACUUCUACCGAGCCGCUCGUCUACGUGGUUGGCCAUGUUCGGGAUCCCGCCAUCCAAUACAUCACUGCAAAUAACGGACGCCAGGAUCGCUCCGUCUUGUUCUGGACGAGGUGGAGGACUGCCGCCAGUGCUAUCUCCGCUUUCAUCAAAGACUACCCUAACGCACUUGCGCGCGCAAACGCUUUCGACGCCCAAGUCAAGGCUGAUGCCCUCAAGAUCUCAUCCGACUACGCUGAUAUCGUCGCCCUUUCCAUCCGCCAGGCGUUGGGCUCCAUCGAGAUUACUGUGUCCAAGGACAGGUUCGGCAGAUGGAACACCUCAGAUAUCACGACCUUCAUGAAGGAGAUCUCAUCCGACGGCAACGUCAACACCGUCGACGUCAUCUACCCCGCGUGGCCCGUCUUCUUGUACACCAACCCCGCGCUCGGGAAGCAGCUGCUCUUGCCGCUCUUCGAGUACCAGGCGACCGGUCAGUAUCCGAACAAGUGGGCCGUGCACGACAUGGGCUCAUCGUACCCCAAGGCGGUCGGCCACAACGACGGCCAGGACGAGGCGAUGCAGGUCGAGGAGUCCGGCAACAUGCUCAUCAUGGCGCUCUCGCACGCACAGAGGUCGGGCGACAACUCUCUCCUGCAUAAGUACUACGGCCUGCUCGACCAGUGGACGCAGUACCUGAUCCAGGACUCGCUCGUCCCCGCCGAGCAGCUGUCGACCGACGACUUUGCUGGUCGCCUCGCGAACCAGACGAACCUGGCGAUCAAGGGUAUCGUCGGCAUCGCGGCGAUGUCGAAGAUCGCUGACAUUGUCGGGGACAGGGCGAAGGCAAAGAACUAUUCGUCGAUUGCAGCGUCGUACGUGCAACAGUGGCAGGGGUAUGCGCUCUCGAGCGACAAGACGCAUCUGACGCUUGCAUACGGGGAAGACUCGUCGUGGGGUCUGGCGUACAAUCUUCUCGCUGACAAGCUCCUUGGCACGAACGUGUUCCCUCAGGAGAUUUUCGAUCUUCAGACCCAAUGGUACUCAAGCCAAGCCCACGACUAUGGUGUUCCGCUCGAUACUCGCCACACAUACACGAAAUCAGACUGGGAGAUCUGGACUGCAGGUCUGGUCACGUCGACAGAGGUCCGGGACCUGCUCAUCAGCUCAGUCCGCAAGUACGCCGCGGACGGCAAGAACUCGCACCCGCUCGGAGACUGGUACGAGACUGCGGACGGGUCCGCUGAGGGCUUCCGCGCUCGCCCCGUCGUUGGUGGCCACCUUGCUCUGCUUGUUGUGCCAAAUCAUAGUUAGGACUAGCUCAGAUGGAUUGCAUGUAAUUAGACGUGAUUUACUCUGCUCACGACGCUAACGUCGCCUGAUGUCCUCGAGACUGGGCUCUGUCUCCCAUCAUGAGUCUUAGCCUGAAACUCCAAGUCAUGUAGCCCUGAUACAUCAAU